AUGGGUACAAAAGAACCAUUUGGCGGUCUUAGCAUAAUAACUGUUGGCGACUUAUUUCAACUGAAACCCGUGUUUGAUAAUUGGAUAUUUGAGAAUUCAAAGGAUGGUUAUGCUGCAUUAGCACCAAACUCUGGCAAAAAUAUUUUCAAAUGUUUGAAUUAUCAGAGGUUAUGAGACAAAGGGAAGACAAAGAGUUUGCUGAAAUUUUAAAUCGCAUCAGAGAAGGAAAUCAUACUGAAGCUGACAUUGAAAUUUUGAAAGAAAGAAUUUUAAACAUUAGUCCACAACAUCCUGAUUAUCCAAUAUCUUUAACCCAUUUAUUCAGCACUAAUAUGGCAGUUGAUCAACAUAAUCAUGACGUUUUUCAGAAAUCUUCAAACGAGAAGGUCGACAUUAAAGCAAUAGAUAUUGUACUCGGAGAUUUAUCUGACGACUUGAAAGAAAAACUCAAAAAACAAAUCCCAAACGAUCCUUCGAAAACCAUGGGCUUGUACUCAGUAUGUUCAAUACUUAAGGAAGCAAAGUAUGACCUCACGACAAACGUGUCAGUUUUAGAUGGUAUGACUAAUGGUGCUGAAUGUAUAGUCAAGAAAAUUGAUUACCGAGUAGAAGGUUCAUCAAGACCAAGUAUUAUCUGGGUUUUAUUUCAAGAACAACAUAUUGGGAAUGAUUAUCGCAGAGAAUACUCUUAUCUUUACAAUCAAAGUAUAGAAAAAAAUUGGGUUCCAAUUCUUGAGGUAAAAAGACAGUUUACAAAAAAUAAAAUACAAGUUCUUCGCAGACAGUUUCCUUUAAGACCGUCUGCAGCCAAAACUAUUCACCGUUGUCAAGGAGAUACAUUAAAUGAAGCCGUUGUCGACCUUCCAUCGUUAAAGCGAGAACACAUGCAUUACGUUGCUCUUAGCAGACUUAGAAGCAUUUCGGGAUUACAUAUUCUUAAUCUGAACGAAAAGAAAAUAGCUGUGAGCAAGAAAGUACAAGAAGAAAUGACAAGACUAAGACAAAAUUCUGUACUUAAAAGUCAUCUUCCAUUUCUCUAUAAAGAUACUAGUGAGACAUUUAAAAUAUUAUUCCAAAAUGUGAGAUCAUUACAUCUUCACGUUGCUGACGUUGCGAGUGAUUAUAAUGUAAAAGCAGCAGAUAUUAAUAUGUUUGUAGAAACUGCUCUAUGUAGUAAUGACGAAAAAGAAAAUAGCUGUGAGCAAGAAAGUACAAGAAGAAAUGACAAGACUAAGACAAAAUUCUGUACUUAA
Molecule: messenger RNA, 1253 nt
Organism: Paramuricea clavata
Lineage: Eukaryota; Metazoa; Cnidaria; Anthozoa; Malacalcyonacea; Plexauridae
Source: the annotation of a GenBank genome assembly